Molecule: messenger RNA, 718 nt
Organism: Styela clava
Lineage: Eukaryota; Metazoa; Chordata; Ascidiacea; Stolidobranchia; Styelidae
Source: RefSeq, a predicted model, not a curated record
UUUAGGGAAUUAUAUACACCAAAUUGAAUUUUAAUAAGAGUAAGGCAUUACCGUGUGUAAUUUAUUAAGAUUCUCAAUAUCCAACAUUGGAAUCUUGGUAAAUAAUAUUAUUUGACACAAAUAGUGAUAAGAAUUUAUUUUAUACAGCGUAUAGACGACAACUUGACAUUGUCGCAUGGAUUUGAACAUGAUUUAUCUUCGUUUCAUUGUCUCGGUAUCAACUUUGUUGAACUAUUGCCAGGCGUAUGAAAGUUGUGGCGGAGGAUAUUACUGUAACACCGGAUACUGCUGCAGGGGCGGAGUCUAUUGCUGCACAUACAACACUGGAACGUCUGGAGGAUCUCUGUGGUGGGUUAGUCUUAUCGUCUUUUUUCUGCUGGCAAUAUGUGCCGUAGUUGGAUGGUGGUGCCGACGAAGAAGAAAUGCGGUUCCCGUUCAGGUUCCAACUACCGCCGUCUUCACGACAUCUCAACCUUAUAACCCUGCACCGCCGUAUGUUGCAACGCAAACAACAACUACUGCUCAGACCUGAUCAUUGACGUGACAAAUGAUUGUUAACAAAAAAGAGAUGAAUUUUACUAAUUUUCAUUAUCCGUAUUUAAUUAAAUGAACAUAAUUUUAUGUGAAUGCAAUAAUUAUACCCCUAUAUAUAUUUUCUUCAUUUUUACUCCUCGCUAAGUGGUUUUAUCAACGUCAUAACGUACCGCAGUUUUCAAAG